Messenger RNA from Ogataea angusta, 549 nucleotides. RefSeq lists its product as uncharacterized. Bases 1 to 549 code for a protein of 182 amino acids. Lineage: Eukaryota; Fungi; Ascomycota; Pichiomycetes; Pichiales; Pichiaceae. The record is from RefSeq and is a predicted model, not a curated record. The transcript is spliced from 2 exons. Gene Ontology annotation, cellular component: nucleus; cytoplasm. Gene Ontology annotation, biological process: protein urmylation; tRNA thio-modification. Gene Ontology annotation, molecular function: protein tag activity.
AUGUACCAUAUUACCGAGACACUGUUGGUGGAUAAGAAGGAUUUCGACAUGUUUGUGGAGGACGGCACGAUCCGGCCGGGGAUUCUGGUGCUGAUCAACGACACAGACUGGGAACUGGAGGGCGAGGACGAGUAUGUGCUUCAGGACGGUGACCGCGACCGACGCAAACGGGAUGCUGGACGGCCGGGAGACCGUGGCCGCGCGGCUGAACGACUGGGCCAGUUUGGGCUGGAGGGCGUCGGAAACGAGACGCCAGUCGUUGCGGAGCCGGAUGAUCUGUGUGCGGAGCAGCCGGACCUGCACCACGUCGAUGUCCGAGCGGGGGAAGCCGUCGUCGGAGACCAGUGGAGUGUCCAUGUCUGCGUUCUGGGCAUACAGACGGGCGUGGAGGGUGUCGAUCUGGGCCUCAAUGCGGGACCGCAGACUGGCGAGCUGGGCGACGUCCAUGGCGGCGAGCGCGUCGGGCUCCGUGGACGGCACGACGUCCAAAUUGAGGACGCUCAUGGCGUGUUCGAAAGACAUGGAACAAGGAUCGACGCAAAAAAAUAG